Cebus imitator (Panamanian white-faced capuchin) is the source of this 1062-nucleotide messenger RNA. RefSeq names its product undifferentiated embryonic cell transcription factor 1-like. Bases 52 to 888 code for a protein of 278 amino acids. The record is from RefSeq and is a predicted model, not a curated record. The transcript is spliced from 2 exons. Lineage: Eukaryota; Metazoa; Chordata; Mammalia; Primates; Cebidae.
AACAGAAGAGCGCGCGUGCGGGCGGUCCCGGGGGCGCGCGCCUACCCCGGGAUGCCGCUCUGGCCCCUGAGGCCGUUGUCCGCCAGCCACGACCCCGAACCCCCGGCCGGAGACGCCCCGGUGACCCUGCCCCAGAGACCAGUCUCGCCGAGCGCGCUGGCGGGGCCCCUGUCGCUGGUGUCUCCGGGCUCGGCGCCGCGCGCGUCUUGGAGCGCGCGGGAGACGGAGCUGCUGUUGGGCGCGCUGCUGCUGUGCGCUCUGCUCCGCCAGGCGCUGGCCCCCUCCCGCCUCGUGUUGGGCGCGCUGGCCGGGCAGCAGGUGCACCGCCCUCGCCAGGGCCGCCGCCGCCACUACCGGUUACUCCGGGUCAGCUUCCCCCAGGCGCAAGGCCAGCCGCCCUGGCCCUUCGACGAGUACACCCCCGAGCUCACGGGGCUACCUGGCGAUCACGUGCGCAAACUGCCCCGCCGCCGCUACCGGGGGCCUGGGCGCCCCCGGCAAGGCCGCGGUCCAGCCCCUAGCGCACCCCCGCCGACUCGCUGCCAAUCAGGCGCCGCCCCGCUUCCGGCCGCCCGCAGCCCCCACGCUGACCCCGCCUGGACGCCCCGCUUCAACCGGUCCCCGCAGAGGUCUGCGGAUGCCUCCCGCGGCCCCAGAAGCCCCGAGGAUCGCGCAUCCCCGCCGCGGAACGCCGCCCUGCUGCUGACCCUGGGGCACCUGCACCGCCUCCUGAGCAUCCUGGGCCAGCUGCGCGACCAGCUGCGGACCCUGAACCAGCACGUGGAGCAGCUGCGCGGCGCCUUCUGCAAGACAGUGUCCCUGGCCGUGGGCUUCGUUCUGGGCAGUGCGGCGGCUGUGGGCUUCAUCCUGGGCAAUGCGGCCGCCUAGCGAGGGGUCACCAGGGACCCGUGCCAGUGACCCCCAGGUGCGGCCAGCCUCCCCGCUCCAGGCCGGGGCCCCUCCGCCCUGACCCCUCCUGCUGCCUUCCCAUCCCCACGCCUGUGCACGUUCAGUAAAAGCGUUGUUUUCCUAGAAAAAUAAAGCAGAAGAAGAUGUCAUAAU